UCCGUACUGACGUGACGACGCGGUAUCAGGGAUUUCAUUCAGGUUGGUGUUUUGGCCAGUCGGCUGUUGUAGCUGAUGUCGAUAGUACACCGCGAGCGCGCUCUUCGUACUUUAAACGUCGUCGUAAUGUAGCAAGGAUCUUCAAGUACGUGGUGGGUUAUCAAAUGUGCGUGCGGUGAUAAUUUUUUCGAUAAUAAGUCAAUUCAUUUUGAGCUUCGGUGCGUCUAAUGGAUAUUGUUCGAAUUUUGGAUAUUCUAUCAUAAGAGGACGGAAUGUGCCCGGGCUGCGGGCGGGUAAUUACCAUUGUGCAAGUACUAUGGAGUUUGAUCUAUGUAACUUGUGGUGCCGUUCAACUGGUGGCAGGCAUCUUUUUCAUCAUUUCCAUUCCUGAAUUUUACCUUCACAGUAACAUAUGGACUGGAGCUUGGAAUGUGAUAAUUGGAAUCGCUUCAGGGAUGACAGCAUGUUUCGGUCAAUUAUCGGCGCGUCGUCAGGAAUUCCUGCUCUACAUGGCAGUUUCAAUUUUAGCCGUAAACGCGGUGAAUGUCGUCCUAAUCGAAUGGUGUUUGUAUUGGACGGAUUUAUUGUCAAAAUUAAUUGCGAAUCGACCUUAUCAAACGCUUAUUUAUUGCGCUUGUUUUGCGACGCGGAUAGCAGGCGCUAUGGUAAUCAUAGUUUCGUUCAUCGACAGUCAGCUCGCAUUUUGCACAAUGGAAACUGCCAAGAAACAAACUGCGAGCAAAUUACGACGUUCACACGAGCAGGUUACGGAUAUUGAAUACAUAAUUCCCAGGCAAAAGUCGUCCAAACCUUAUAGCGCAUACAACGCGUACGCUCAAAGUUGGGUUUUUGACGCCGAUACCGGGAGUUGUUCGAAUCACAGUGCCAAUUCGCCCUACAUCAAACUGUCGCAAAAUGGUACACCAAAAAAUCCAUCUUUGCAACACAACGUAGAAACCACCCCUAAACCCACAAAAGUGACCCAUGUAAUCGGAAAUCCCGUUGUGCAAAUAGAAGAAGCCUCAGACGAUAGUACAAGUAAUAGUGAUAGAAAAUUAAAUUAUAUGAAGAGUUUUUCUCCGUGCGCCUCCCCCGUUGUGCUUUCGGCGUGCUCCUCGCAGCUUAGCUUAAAUACGAAUAGCGUUAGCAAUCCACCGAUCUACGAGUGCUUGGAGAAGCUAACGGAGGCGUCAGUGUACCGUUCCAGGCUAAACUCGGCGUUGAGCAACAAGGAGGAGGAGAAUCAAUAUCAAUUCCCGCAGCAGGUGAUGUUGCGGCGAGUCGAGGCAAUCACUCCCCAAGGCGAAAAGGUUCAAUACGCCUCGCUUAUGAAAGAGCUGCAAAGCGCCAUAGGUAACAAAAAGGAAUCGGAAACCGUGUCACCUCAGAGCAGCACGAAAACCAAUUCAAAAAGCAGCAGUAGGCAAGAUUCCUCGCGCACAGACGGUAAGAAUAGUGACGCGGAAUUUUCCAAAGAACUGGAAGCAGCUCUGCAACUAAUACAAGACUUAGAAAGCCCGAAUACCAUAGAGACGCCGUCGGAGACGAAAUCGUCGCUCGACGGCAAAGAACCGCGCCCCCUCGCGGUUUGGCGAAACAGCGACGCGAGCGACAGCGAAAAAACACUGAGUGCCGUUGGUUCGCUAGCCGAAUUGACGUCCCCAAUUUCCGAGUGCCAUCCGGAACUAUGUACUUUCAAGCCGUCACCGCACGGUAAGAGUGCUCGUGUUGUAGUUCAUUGUGAUUCCCAAAGCACAUCCGGAUAUAGCUCGCCAACUCACAAAAGUAGUUCACACACCCCGAAUUGGUCAACUUCAUCCUCAAUUAACGGCAGCCAUAAUGACGUAGGGAAAACACUCUCAUACUCCAUCCAUAACACGAAAUCCACUGCCGUUAUCUCACUUUACAAUUCGGAUAGUUUACAAUCGGGCGUUAAAUCCGUAACUCUAGUCAAUAUUUCCGGCAAUAACGAACCGACUCAUUCCACUUUCAUGCAUUCCCCUAAUCUUUAUGUCAAAGAUUUACACACCAAUACCAAUUAUACAGACGUCGAGUCUGUUAGUAAAUCGGUCGACGAUAUCAAUGACGAGGACCAUAAACUGGUUCGGAGAUCUUCUUCCGGAGCGGCGAACGUUUGGAACGUCAUGUCCAUACUUCGAAAAAAGAAGCAAGGUCUGCCGAAGCUAUGUCCCGAAUUGGAGGGCGCUAUCGUUAAAUCUGAAAGCUUAGCGUAUUUGUCCGAGCUUGAGCUGCUUGCUCGGCACCAGCGCAACAAAGACAUACAAAGGCAAAUCGAGCAGAAGGUUCUGCAACAGUUAGGAUCCCCAAGGACUGAGUCAAAUUGCUGAAGCACUACCUGAGCGGCCACACCUACUACUACGUCCAAUUAUCUUAUCCGCAAUGAGUUAAUUAUUUAUUAACAUAUAUUUUUCUGUAAUAUUUCGGUAUGUAAAUAUUGUUAUAGUUUAAUAUAGUUUAUAAUACAAUUCUAUUGUAAAGAAUAAAUUGAUUUAUAUUUACAAUA
This is a messenger RNA of Photinus pyralis (common eastern firefly), 2524 nucleotides long. RefSeq lists its product as uncharacterized. The record is from RefSeq and is a predicted model, not a curated record. The transcript has 6 exons. Lineage: Eukaryota; Metazoa; Arthropoda; Insecta; Coleoptera; Lampyridae. The coding region runs from base 273 to 2348 and encodes 691 amino acids.